AUGUCUCUGCCACUUUCUGGCUGGGGCAAAAACAAAUGGGUAAUUUCUAUGGGCUCGUGUGCGAACGGUGGUGGAUACUAUCACUAUUCUUAUUCGGUGCUGAAAGGAUGUGAUCGAAUAAUUCCCGUUGAUAUCUACAUACCUGGAUGCCCACCUACGGCAGAGGCGCUGCUCUAUGGUGUUCUCCAAUUGCAGAAGAAGAUAAAGCGAAAGCGUGAAGCUCAGCUCUGGUACAGGCGUUAA
Molecule: messenger RNA, 243 nt
Organism: Cylicostephanus goldi
Lineage: Eukaryota; Metazoa; Nematoda; Chromadorea; Rhabditida; Strongylidae
Source: the annotation of a GenBank genome assembly